Messenger RNA from Acytostelium subglobosum LB1, 828 nucleotides. RefSeq lists its product as hypothetical. Bases 1 to 828 code for a protein of 275 amino acids. NCBI's taxonomy places the organism in Eukaryota, Evosea, Eumycetozoa, Acytosteliales, Acytosteliaceae. The record is from RefSeq and is a predicted model, not a curated record. The transcript has 2 exons.
AUGGACGCUGUAGUAACAAAGAUGGAGGAGACGUUGGAGAGGAAGAAGUCAAUUGUACAUAUAGUAGAGAGGAGGACUACUUCAAUAGAUUAUAUAAGAAGAAUACAUGAAGCUGCUUACUAUCCCAACCAAAGUGCAUUACAUUGGAUGAACGUAGCAACCAUCCAAAGGCUAGACUUUGAGAGAUCAGUUGAAAUACAAAAGAGGUUGCUACCUUGGUUCAGUCUUGGAUUGAGUCUUGCACCAUUGUUGUCAACAGAGAAAGGACCUGCAUUGGUUAGAGCAUUGGUACAGUUGAUGGAGGAGUAUGAUUAUCAUUAUGAGAUGGGCUCGGCAAUGCAGGGCGUCAAGGUGUUGCUGUCAAAGAAGCAACCAGUCUACACGACAGUGAGCGAGAAUGAACAUAUCAAAUCAAAGAUUACAAAGAUUGGCAAUACUGUAGUAUACGAAUUCCUAAAGAUAUUCAAUAUAUCAAUGGCCAAGGAUUUGGACUACUUCCAUGUCGUCUUCAGUCUGUUGGAGAUUCUAGAGUUGAUAUAUAAGAAGUUUGACAAGGAGACGUGCUCAUCAAAGUACGUCUACGAGGCCAUUGUCAAGGUGGACAAGCGAUUCAAACAGCAGAUAUUCGGAUUCCUCUCAAAGGAGAUUGACAAGAUUGCCACGCAGUCCAUUCGCGAACAACUAGAAUUCACUCUCCUGUGCACAUCGACCAAAGACCGCGACAUCCAACAACAUCAACAGAUGCAAUCCAAGCUAUCAAACAGUCUAUCAUCCAACAGCAAAGAGAUCAAUACUACUGGCAGCGGUAGUACCUCAUCAGAUGAUUGA